This is a messenger RNA of Nicotiana attenuata, 598 nucleotides long. Its product is annotated as huntingtin-interacting protein K. Bases 94 to 423 code for a protein of 109 amino acids. The transcript has 4 exons. The record is from RefSeq and is a predicted model, not a curated record. NCBI's taxonomy places the organism in Eukaryota, Viridiplantae, Streptophyta, Magnoliopsida, Solanales, Solanaceae. Gene Ontology annotation, biological process: negative regulation of apoptotic process; protein stabilization.
AAUCUUAGGGCUCCAAUUACAAUGGUAAACACUUUCUUCUCCACUCUCCAAAACUGAAACAGAAUCUGAAAGUCAAAGCAAAAUAAAGUAAAAAUGGAAGCAGGAGAUGAAGCACUAGAGAUGGUGGACUCAAAGGAUUUGCAGCAGCAAAGCAAAGCCCUUGAUAAGCUCACUGACCAUGUCGAAGAUCGUCAGCUCGAUUCCUCUCGUGUUCAAACGGCUAUGGCUUCAAUUUAUGCAUCCAAGGAAGCUGAUCUUCAAGCUAUGAGGAUGAGGGAAAAGGAACUAGCUGCUGUUAAGAUCAAUGCUGCUGAUAUUGAUAUAAUUGCAAAUGAACUAGAGGUGGACAAGAAGGUUGCUGAAAGGACUUUGAGAGAACAUAAAGGUGAUGCUGUAGCUGCAAUAAGGCAUUUGCUGAAUUAAUGUAAUGCAAAAGAUAAGAGAAUCAGUACCCGAAAUUUUUGUUUUCAUUCCGAAAUGUAUUAACAAAGAGACUAUGAAAUGCUUAUGCUACGUCGAUUGGUCAUUGCUAAUACUGAAGUGAAAAAUUAAACGUGUGAGAUAGUGAGCAAGUUCGAGGGAAAUCUUGGUUUUCUUA